AUGAAAGGGCAGGGCUGUCUCUUAACUUAAGUGUUUGCAUAUUUUUGGCCAUGCAGAAUUUCGUUGCUCUCGAUUCGACCGGUUUUUUUUACUGUACGCAUAUAUGACUUGCACCCGUUAUUUUUACUUGUCCUCCCUCCACUUCUGAGAGAGCUUUUAUUCCUUUUCCUUGCUUAUAAUAAUUUAUUAGUGUGGUUUGUGAUUCACCUGGGGACCCCCGUCGCAGGUCCAAUGGCCCAUAUAGCUUCUUGUAUGGUUGACAGCGAUUUUGACAGUGGAAGCCUCAGAAGUUAUAUAGCAAAUGCUUUCUCCGCUCAAGCUUCUACUGAUUCACUUUCGUCUAUAAGCUCGACUGAGGAGAAGAAGCCAUACGCUUGGAGGAUGCAGAACCCGGAGACUCGAAAGUACCAGCUAUUCCCUAGGGAGCAACAGCUUCCAUCUUCCAGUGGAAAGCAAUUAGACCCGGAGAAAGCCUUUGCGAUGGCUAUGGGACAACCUACGGACAAGUCUUCCGUGGCAAACGGUCUUCGGAUGCGAAUCAAGGAGCAUAAUAUGACUAGGAGGAGGAAGAUUAGUGUCCCCGAGUUGGGCCCAAUGACGACGGUUCAGGAGGUUGCAAUGGAUUCUCCAACAAUCCCAGGCCGGCCUGCGUUGCAUGAACGAUCCAUUAGCUCUCCCGUUAAUUCAUGGCGUUUACGCCAUGCUGUAGAUGUUGGCUCUAGCUUGAAAGAAAGCUUAGAUGAGAGCCUAGAAUUAUCUACCUCUUCUGACAAUGCCCAGAAGUCUACUUUAAUUCCUAAACAGCCGCUCUCCCCUAAAGAUCUGACCCCGUUGACGAUACCUACGCAAAGCGGCCCGAUCCCACGGCUAGCUCGACAGCUUUCAUUGAACCGACUUAGAUCUAAAGAGGCACAACCAGAUUCGGCAAUUAAGUCAGGCCGGAUUGAGGAGUCACCGAGAAUUCGAACCCCAUUUACUCCUGCUUCAAUCUCAUCCACGACGCCAAUGUCAGCGACGACUAAUAUGACUACUUCAACGCUCCCGACGCCUAUAUCAGCAGCGCCCACAUCAGCUCCCGCGGAAACCCGAGCAUCCCCGAAACCCUGGGAUAGGUUGGGCGCGGUUACUCCUGUAGGGACCCAGCAAAGCAGUGAUUCUAUGGCAACCCCAAAGGCCGAAUCCGAUGUUCAGUCACGAGCCGGCCCGGUCUCAUCUCAUAAGCGUGGUCAAUCCGAGUCGAGUAGCAUAAUGGACCGUGGACGCCCACGAAAGCGAAUCGAUGGCACGCCGAUCGGUGGCGGCCACAAACGAAGUGAUUCUAAGAGGAGCAUUAGUGCUGAACGCCGAGCCUUCGAGACCCUACCUCAGGGAUGGAAGUCUACUAAGGCCGUAAAGGUUUUGGAUUCAACUGAAGUCAGUUACUUGCAGAAGCAAGCUCUCGGCCAGGCCCUGAGGUUUGAGGUGCUCAAGAAGGACGACGUUGAAAGCCUGUCAAAGGAACUCCGCCACCUAGACGAACGCACCGAGUAUCUUCGUCGCACCUACACUUCACUCCGUGCUGGGCGCCGAAAUCUACACACCCGCAUUUGCCAAUAUCUACGGUCGCCCCGUGUUGCUAAAUUUAGCUACGAGUCGAUGUUGAAACAGGAAGAGACCCUAGCUGAGUUGGAUGCCUCGAUUGAUGAUUGGGUUAGUAAGCUUGAACAUGCCGAGAAUCGACGAACACGAGUGAGACAAAAGCUCCUUGAGCACGUAGCCGCCGCCUCCACACUUUCGAUUGUUAAAGACAUUGCCGGCGCUAGCGAUAUUCUUCAGCAGGCUAUGGGCGUUAGACUCCCUAACGGCACAUCCGAUAUCUCAACGCCACCACGAAGCCCGACCAAGAAUGUUACUUCUCCUAUUCCUCAGUCCCACUCGCCAUCCCCGUCGCCUUCGCCUCAACGCGUCGUCGCUAGGGUACCUUCAAUGAUACCAGAGCUACCAUCUGAAGAGACAGAAGACAACACAGCAACUCGUAGCCCAAAGAGUCCUUCCACUGAGUCUACUUUGCAGCGAAUGGAAAGCAUCCGUAUCUACGCCGAUAGUGAUGUUUACGCACUCUUAGCAGAUGUUGAGAACGAAUUCACCAAGCUGAAUGGUGGCGCUACCAGUCCUGAUGGUACUACCACUCAGCAACCAAAUACGGAAGAGCAACGCCGAGUCCUACACCGCGCCCGCAGCCAUGAUAUUAUUAGCAACGGCUACUCCAAAUGUCUUAACAAGACCCCACCCAUUUCGCCUCCUGCUCCUGAGCCACCAAUGAAGAAUUCUCCCAGAGACGGUGAUUUCUUCUUGACUGCGGCGGUCUUCCACCCAGAAUGAGCGAUUUCAUUUAAUUGCAGUUAUAUCCUUUUCCUUGACGCCAUCGCAUACUCAUUGAUAUGAGUUGGGUUUACCCGGUGUUUCUUGUUUUAUUUAACGCUUUACUACGUUCCUUUUAUUUUACGACUCCAUUAUGAUCGAUGAUUAACGGCCGGCCACACAACGAUCAA
Messenger RNA from Hypoxylon trugodes, 2531 nucleotides. RefSeq lists its product as uncharacterized. Bases 232 to 2361 code for a protein of 709 amino acids. The transcript is spliced from 4 exons. NCBI's taxonomy places the organism in Eukaryota, Fungi, Ascomycota, Sordariomycetes, Xylariales, Hypoxylaceae. The record is from RefSeq and is a predicted model, not a curated record.